AUCCCCGGCAGCAGGCUGCGCUCCUACGGGCGAACUAGGGGCUGGAAUAAACUCGCGUCUCUACGGUGUCCCGGAAGGGUCGGUUCUGUAGUGGGAAGGCGUCACCUAUAGGAUACCACUGCUCUAGGCCCUUCCGUCCCGUCGCCGGAAGAAGCCGUUUUCCGGAGCGACUACGACGUCCGGUUUUCUGAGUGUGGCGGCGGGAAAGGCCAUGAGCAAAGGCCGGGCGGAAGCUGCGGCGGGAGCCCCCGGGCUCCUCCUGAGGUACCUCAAGGAGCAGAACCGGCCCUACAGCGCCCAGGAUGUGUUCGGGAACCUGCAGCGGGAACACGGACUGGGAAAGGCGACGGUGGUGAAGGCGCUGGAGCAGCUGGCCCAACAAGGCAAGAUCAAAGAGAAGACGUACGGCAAACAGAAGAUAUAUUUUGCGGAUCAGGACCAGUUUGACAUGGUGAGUGAUGCUGACCUCCAAGGCCUGGAUGCGAAAAUCGUGGCCCUCACUGCUAAGGUGCAGAGCCUACAGCAGAGCUGCCGCCACAUGGAGGCCGAGCUGAAGGAAUUAACUAGUGCCCUGACCACUCCGGAGAUGCAGAAAGAGGUCCAAGAGUUACAGAAGGAAUGUGCCAGCUACACAGAGAGACUGAAGAACAUCAAGGCAGCCACCAACCAUGUGACUCCUGAAGAGAAGGAGCAGGUAUACAGAGAAAGGCAGAAGUACUGUAAGGAGUGGAGGAAGCGGAAGAGGAUGGCAACAGAACUGUCUGAUGCAAUCCUUGAAGGAUACCCCAAGAACAAGAAGCAGUUCUUUGUAAGUGGUACUCUCUCCCUUCCCUCCUCCCUGGGGUCUUUGUCCAGGGAGGUCUCAUUCACUUUUCUCCAUGCCCCACAGGAGGAAGUUGGGAUAGAGACAGAUGAAGAUUACAACGUCACACUUCCAGACCCCUGAAGCCUUCUGGCAGGCCUGGGGGAAAGAAACAGAGAGAUGUCCUGGACUGGCUGCCUCGUGGAGGUUGGCUUUUUUUUUUUCUUUUUUGCUGCUGUUGCUUCUGCUGCUUUCCACCCUUGAGCAAAGCAGGUGGGAGAGGGGCACACCAGAGUGUUGGGUGGCAGGAGGAAGGGCUGGUGGUCCUGAGUGGAUGGUCAUACUGAUUUCAUUGUCCACUUUGCAACUGGUUGAGCUUAACACUUAGACUUAGAACAGUGCAAAAGGGAAACAUUUGACAAUAUUUAUUGUAAUGUAAUUUGGUAUAAAAAUACUUAAUUUCCUCGGGACAGUCAAAAUUCCCAGAUUAUUAAAUGUGAGGAAGGCAGAAGGGAGCUUGGGGGGUGGGGGUGUAGGGAGAGAUUAUUAUUUAUACACCAGCAUUUGAGAAACCCAUGGCUGCAACAAGGACUCUCCUGGCUUGUGCACCCCAGAAGGUCUUUAGCAUAUCUUCUGCACCCCAUCACCUUACCCCCAAGUCUGGGGAGCACUUACAAAAGGUGACGACCCAGAUGAACUUGACAGAGGCUGGGAGUGAUUUUAGUUGAGGCCCAGAUAAUUUUUCAAAAUUGUAACUUUAGCAAAAUUGCAUCGUUGGUAUUUAGAAAAAUAAAAAUGUUAAACUAUGUGAUGCUGUCA
Molecule: messenger RNA, 1621 nt
Organism: Choloepus didactylus (southern two-toed sloth)
Lineage: Eukaryota; Metazoa; Chordata; Mammalia; Pilosa; Megalonychidae
Gene: PSMC3IP
Product: PSMC3 interacting protein
Exons: 7
Coding region: 212-946 (244 amino acids)
Biological process (GO): homologous chromosome pairing at meiosis; meiotic strand invasion involved in reciprocal meiotic recombination; meiotic joint molecule formation
Cellular component (GO): condensed nuclear chromosome; DNA recombinase auxiliary factor complex
Molecular function (GO): recombinase activator activity; double-stranded DNA binding
Source: RefSeq, a predicted model, not a curated record